Melitaea cinxia (Glanville fritillary) is the source of this 924-nucleotide messenger RNA. Its product is annotated as COMM domain-containing protein 10-like. Bases 269 to 853 code for a protein of 194 amino acids. NCBI's taxonomy places the organism in Eukaryota, Metazoa, Arthropoda, Insecta, Lepidoptera, Nymphalidae. The record is from RefSeq and is a predicted model, not a curated record. The transcript is spliced from 2 exons.
UAACAAAUUAUAAAAACGACAAGUGUCCUUCGGAAAUUGACAAUUGAUAGUCUAUCAAAAUCAGAAUUUCUGCUACGUUUGCAAACAACUUUAUAUAGUUAACAAGUAGUUAACAUUUACUUACAUAGCUUAAAACUAAAGUUAAUAAUAAAUAUUUAACAAAAUCAAUUGGAUUUCCAAAAAUUCCAUGAUAUUUAAUUAUUUAUUUUUAUUUAGUUUUGUGCUUACAUUAUUAUGCCACUAAAUAUAUAGACUUGCUACUAACGUCAUGGAAUGUAUUUGGCUUAAAACCUCCCCAAGUUUAAAAAAAGGAAUUGAUUUGAUUAAUCAGCUAGAGGAGACAAAGUUUGAACAGUUUCUUAGAAGAAUUGUAGUCAAGUUAAAGAAUCAAGACACAGAAAUUUUUACAGAAGAAGAAAGAAGAAAACUUGAGAAGAUUUUUAAAGUUAAUGAAGAACAAUUACUUUUAUCUAUUAAAACUUUAAUCUACAUAUUUAAAAGAAUGCUUAAAUUCAUAUUUAUGCCAGCAAAUUUGAAAAGUGAUUUACUGAAUAUAGGUUUUAAUGAAGAAAAAGUAAAUUCUUUUAUCAAAGUUUGGUCCUAUGAAAUCAAACUAACACUGAAUGAUUUGGCAUCUACAUCAAGUAAUAAGUAUGAAGAUAACCCAAAUCUUCAGUGGAAGCUUAAUACUGAAUUAAGUUCAGAUUAUCAUAAGAAAAGUAAAAUACCAAAAGCUUAUAUAUCUUUUCUUGGUAAACAAAGGAUAACGGAGAUCGAACUAACUCACCAGGAACUAAACUCAUUUUUUUUACAAAUUGAGUCUAUUCAAAAUGAAUUAGAUAAUGUUAUGUAAUCUUGUUAUUUAUAAAAUAAGGUAAGUGCCUUCUCUGUUGAAUGUUAAUAAAAUAUUAUUUUUACAAUAAA